Messenger RNA from Lymnaea stagnalis (great pond snail), 9753 nucleotides. NCBI's taxonomy places the organism in Eukaryota, Metazoa, Mollusca, Gastropoda, Lymnaeidae. The record is from the annotation of a GenBank genome assembly.
AAAAAGCAAAAGAUGAAUGGGAAUAACUGUCAUGGCGCAUGGUGACAGUAAACAAAACUUGUCAUAUUGUCUAUACUAUCAGUAACCUAUAGUCAUGGGCCGUCUAUAAUCAAAGUAGACUAUUUUUAUUAGUGUGUCAUUCUUUUAAUUUUAAAAGAAAGUAUUGUAAGAACUUUUGAUUUUAAAUCACUGAUGCCAUCAACCUUGAAAUGAUGGACAAAGAUAUAGAUGAGUUACUAGAUGAAGUCGAGACUAAAUUUGUGAAACCGGGGUCGAAGGAUAGAAUGGAAAGUACCAAGAGCUCUAGAUUAAAUACCAGUGAAAAAAAGAGGUAUUGAAUUAUGAUAUCACAUCUCUUGGAAAUAGCGUAUUAUUCAUUUGCCACGAACAACUUACAAUAAAUAGAUAAAUAAUACUUAUAGCUUAUACUUAUACUUAUAGUCUAAAAUAAUAAUAUUUACUAUUACUAGACUUAGACUGCAUUGUGUCUAUAUGAAUAUGACUAUAUUAAAGCUCGCGACUUGCCUACCCUACUUAGUUGAGAAUCCUUUAUUUUAAAAGAAUAAAUAUUUUACUAUACUAUAUUAAAUUAAAAUUAAGCAGGUAUAUUAUUAUAAUUUAUAGGCCCUAAAUGAAUAUUAUUAAUAAUUACAUUAUUGCAGUUUAAGUUUUGCCUGCCUACAAAAAACAUAAUGUAACUUAAAAUAUAGCAUUCUAGCAUGGUGUUGAAAGACUGUUUGUUUCACAUGCAUGUAAUAGCAUCCAGAGCACAGACAUCUUUUAAAAUUUUCUUUAUGUUUGGGUGCUGAUUCCUCUCCUUGUCCAUACAUUCUUAGACAUUUUGCAGAAUGUUGCGCUGCCUCUUGCAAUAUGCUAUUCAAAGGUUCACCUCAUCAUCAAUGUUUACGCUUUGGGCAGUGUGCUGAACCCUAGCCUGCAUACUAUCCUGGCAUUGCUUCACCUUUAAAAUACAACUUUUGGGGCAUCCAUAUCUGUACAUGAUCUUCCAGAGACCUUCUCUGCUGAAAGUGUCGAAAGCCUUGGUCAGUUCUACAUAGGUGAAGAAGAGGUCAACAUUCUGUUCAUGACCCUUUUCCCACAGCUGGCUGGCUGCAAACACCUUAUCAAUAGUUCUACGCUCUUUGCGAAAACUGCAUUGAUUUUCUGGCAAAAUGAUGCCAGUUAGGCCGGUUUAGAAGGAUUCUAGCGAGUAUCUUGCCUGCAAUGGAGAGCAAAGAUAUGCCACUGGAGUUGUUACAGGAUUGAUGGUUCCCUUUACGCUUGUACAAGUGAACUAUUGAUGUGUCCUUAAAAUCCUGUGGUAUCGUCUCUUGCUGCCACAUAAGUAGGAACAGCUGGUGAAGCCUUUCAGUCUGUUAUGUGCCACCUUCCUUGCAUAUUUAAGAUGGCAUGGAGUCAUCACCUGGAGUUUUGCCACUCAAGAGCAACAUAUAGCUUGUUGCAUCUCGGUUAAGGUGGGGGGGUGGGGGUCGCUUCCAUUUCUUGCUUGAUUCGCUCUAGCAGUAGUCAAUUUAUGAUGGAUGAAGAGCGAUUAAGGAUUCUCUCAAAGUGUUCAGCCCAGCAUUUGAUUUUUUUUUGCUCAAUUAUCAGAGUUUUCUCAACAACACUCUGAAGUGGGGAUGAUCCUUAUAAAGUGGGGCCGUGAAGUGGGGAUGAUCCUAAUAAAGUGGGGCCGUGAUGUGGGGAUGAUCCUAAUAAAGUUUGGCCGUGAAGUGGGGAUGAUCCUAAUAAAGUGGGGCUGUGAAGUGGGGAUGAUCCUAAUAAAGUGGGGCCGUGAAGUGGGGACGAUCCUAAUAAAGUGGGGCCGUGAAGUGGGGGAUGAGCCUAAUAAAGUGGGGAUGAUUCUAAUAAAGUGGGGAUGAUCCUAAUAAAGUGGGGCCAUAGACUUUUAGAGGGUGAAGUGGGGAUGAUCCUAGUAAAGUGGGGCCGUAGACUUUUUUAGGGUGAAGUGGGAAUGAUCCUAAUAAAGUGGGGCGGUAGAUUUUUUUGAGGGUGGAGUAGAAAUUUCUCAGAUCUUUUUGUCCUUUUAGCCUUGGAUCGGGUCAGCCGUGUCACUCAACCAUUUAUCCUGUAUUUUACAUAGCUUUUGCUGCACCAUUCUUAUGAUGUUGAAUGUAUCCUUCCAUGGAAGUGAACGCAAGUUGUGAAGAAAGGUGUUCCUUCAGCAGCUUACCAUACUAGUCUUGAUUGUUUUUGGAGCUUGGUCCUAGUAAUGCUGAAUUGAAUUCUAUGUUGCAAAUUUUCAGCGAUGUGGUUUCCAGACAUUCUUCCAGAGCAUCUAAAAAGUUUUUGUUUUUUUAUAGUCUGGCUGUUCAACUUUGGGGUUUCAGGCAUUUGGGGGAUAUUCUUCCACCGUGGCUGUCUUUUGGGUUGUAAGUGAAAGUUGAGCUUGCUUAUGAUGAGACAAUGAGUGCAACAUCCUGCACCACACACAGACUUGGUUACACACAUUCUGACUGUUCUUUCUCCUGAUGAUAACAUAUUCAAUGCCCAUGUUUUGAGUGUGGGGGUGGGGGGUGCAUCCAGGAUGUCCAAUUAUAUCCGAGGCGAUUUGAUCACAGCCCAUUCAAGCAUUGAAGUCACCAAGAAUUAUGAGCUUGACCUGCUUCAGAAGAUUAGCUAUGACAGAGUGGAGAUCCUCAUGGAACUUGAUCAUUACUUCAUCUAUGUUGAUUCUUGAUUGAUCAUAGCAGUUGAUGAUAUAGAGGUGUUUUUUUUUCAGAUAAGAGAGGAUGUUUCAUUAUCAUUAUUGUAUUAUUAUCUGCCCUGGAAUUCCAGCCAGCAUUCUUAUCAGUGCAGAUUUGAUAGCAUAAGCAACACCAGUCUCAUGAUGUCUUUGUUUCCUCUGCCACUAUAAAAGGUGUAUCCAGCGUCCCUUUUGCAGUUUGCUGUCUCCUUUAAGCUGAGUCUUACUAAGGGCUACAAUAUCUACAUUGUACCUGGCUAGUUCAUUUCCUAUAAGGGCUGUUCUCCUUAGCUGUCUGUCCGAGUCAUUUUUGUCCUGAAGAGGGUGCACAUUCCAAGUACUGAUUUUCAGAGGGAUAGUUUUGAUCUUAUGUUUUGACCGUCUUGAGUUCAACUGCAUGAAUAUGGUCCCUUCAACUGCAGUAGGCUGGAUAAGGAAGGAUAGAGGAGACAUGAUUUUUUUACCCCCUACGCCCUGCCAUAGAGGUGAGCGGUGUAUUCCUAAAGAGAGCUUCUCAGUCACUCAGGGGGCUUCUCAUUCAAUAAGGUGCCUAGGAUACAACUGCUGCUCAUUUACAGUGAUGAACGACCCUAUGAGCCUGAGCCACCCUUGUGCAGAUUUGCGACAAAGGCUGUCAGUGUACUCACACCUGCCGCUUUGAUGCUCACCCAUCGCCACAGGACUUUGUAAACGAUGAAAAAAAAACUAGGCUGUAUUGAUGAUUAAAAUCACUUGUGCUGUGACUUUUAUUUAAGUUAGGAAGAGUCGUGCAAAUUGUCAACCUCACUCUCUCUGUCCCAAUGCCACUGGUGUCCAGUAACAAGACAAAUUUGAGAUGGCUCAGGAUGGGAUUUUUUCCAGUGAAUGACCAUGGCAUUCUACAUGUCUUGCCAUGCUGAGUAAUUUAUCUUGCGUUGCUGUCUCCGCAUUUCUGCCUGUUCACCAACUAGAGGUUCCUCCACUGGAUUCAUGCUAUGGGGAAGUAAGCCUUGUUUACUAAAGAAAUGAGUUCCUUUCGGCUACCCUUAACCUGGUUUUGCCAGCUAGUCGAAGCCAUUUGUUGCAGUGUGGCCAGUGUGCCUGCUACAGCGUCUUGGAGCCACAGCUAAGCAUCACAUGGGGAUAUUGAUUAGCUGCCUAAGAGAGGUACAACUGCUGCCACUGCACAAUCAGAGGUACGACCCUCCAUAAGUACCUCAUGCACCACUCAAUACUGGUACUUAUGAUGUGACUGCAGUGAAUUAUUUGUUAAAUAAGUGUGUUUCAAAUUAAACUUGGCAUCUCCCCAUACUUUCUAUUUUGUGUCUCUGAAACAGAAUGGUAUUAGAUGAUUGAGAGUGGUUAGUUUAACAAACAGAAUCAUGAAACUGAAUGUUGUAUUAAGGGACUUCAUGUGCCAAAAGUAUCACUUAUAAUUUGUCUAAUAUACACAAACCAUCAUCUCUCCAUUGAUUUGUUUUACAUAAUUAUAUUUUAACUCUGAAGAAGGAAAAAAAAAAGCAACUCUUGCUGUUUAUAAUCACAUCAUAAAUUAAUAUCAGAACAUUUGAUAAUGAUAUAAAUGUGCUAGAACAUGCUCUUUCACUUUAUAGAAAUGCGCAGAAACAUUUUCUCACACUUUAAAGACAUGAUAUUGUUCUUUUACUUCAUAGAAAUGUGCUAGAACAUAUUCUUUCACAUUUCAGUUAUCAAGUGUAAAUUUUAGUUAUGUUCUUAUAUUUGUACAAUUUUGAUCAUUUUUUUAACAUGACUAAUUCACUUGAAUUUUUAUUUUAUAGUUCUGCUCUCGAUGCUGUCAUCAAUGACAUUCUUGAUAUAGAGGUAGAGAAGAAAGAUUUGAACAGUGUAUGUCAAUUUAUAAGUGUGUGUCUUUUAAAAUCAGGUUUAAUUAUUUUUUAAAAUGUUUAUUCUCAUUUAUUUUACAAAGAGUGGGGGCAUUUAGAGGGCACGGUUCCCUACCCUGUAUAGGUCUAGUCUUCAAUGUUGAAAGUAAUGCAUUACCAAAAAUAAAAAAAGAUGAUCUUUUGUGGGUAAUGCACCCAAGGAAUUCAAAUACUUGAUUUACCUCUAUGAUUUAUCUGUUUAACUUUUAUCAAAAUGGAAGUUUCAUGUUCAAAUCAAAGCAUACCUUGUGUGUUGUUAAUUAAAGAAAGGAUCUCUGUUUAAUUAGUCCUACUUCAAAUUCCAGAGUUAUGACAGGAACCAACUGAGGUCAUCCCUUUCAGAUGAAGCCAACAAAUGUGAACACGGAAGAAGGUAUUAUAAGUAGAUUCGGGCUUACGCAUUUUACAUAAGAUGUAGUUGAUGUUACUGAUGAACAAAUUCACUGUCUGAAAAGUCCUGUGGGAUGGGUUUAAUGUGUUUGACUACAAGAACUGACUUAAAUUCAUUAUGCAAUCUGUUAUCUGUUUGAGUAUAGCCACUGUUUCAAGCAUUUAUCAUUGUAAUGACAUAAGAUAUAUUCAAUGUCAAAUAGUUCUAGAUAAAAAUUAUAUUAAUUAAUAUUGCCUUAGAAUCGUAAUCUAUACAUUUGGAAUUCUUCUUAGUUGCAAGGUUCCAGCCUUUUUCUUUAACACAGACCAAUAUAGACCAUAAUGAUUAUCUGCAACUAACACUACUUUCACUUGUUUAUAACAAUUUAAAACUUGGGUAUACAUUACUGAUAUUGAAUAUUAUGAGAUGAUGACCAAGGCAAUAUUCGAUUUAGUAGUAGCCUUGACUUGAGCUCAGUUGCUCAGUCUCACUCUCUCAUCCUUGCCUACUUGAUCUAGUGGCAAGACUUAGUCAAGACGACUGGACAUUUACCAGGACGCGGAAGAUGACCAGCAGUGCUACUGUGCUCUUUAUGCAUUCCACUUCACAGGAGCUGUCUGAGUUUUCAUUGUGUCAGUGUCACAUCGCCUACAGUUUUCAGAGUUUGCCUUCUGAGGUUAACGAGUCCCAUCCGCCCGGGGUGCUGGUGUUGUUUUUUGCUUGUCAUGGUUAUUGCCGAGGAUAGAACUCCGGUUGACUCAGUUUAGACCGCUCGGCCACCCAGCACCACAAAUAAUAAUGUGUUCUUUCAUUUUGCCAUAGGUGCUUUCCAGUUUUUCUUGGUGGUAGCUCAGAUGAAACUGGCUUGGGUUCAAGUAUAAAUAGAAGGUAUAAAUUAGCAACAUAUUUUUUAAAAUAAUUAUUUUACAUGGAUUGUACUGUAAUCUUCUACAUUGAAAAUAUCUACUUCUUUAAUUAAACUUAAGUGUCAUGAGUCCACAGAUUUCUUUGUUAUUUAAGUUAAAGUUUUGUAUUUGUCAAUUAAUUGUGUUUUCUUAGUCACAAAAAGGUGAAUCCGAAGAUCUUGAUAAAAAAUUGUAACUGAAUCCUGGGGAAUAUAAUAUCUUCCAUUGUGGUUACAAACAGAUACAAGAAUAAUUUUUCAAAAUCAAUGUUUAUAUGAGUCUGCAGCCAUGGAAUAAAUUAUACAGUCGAACCUGCUUGUCUCAACUUCGGUUAACUCGCCAACCCUGCUAUGUCGACGUGUACAAAACGUUGUUAUGAGCAGCCAUUCACCGUCACUUGAAUAAUGGCUUUGCCGUGGUACUACGUCAGAGUUUCAUUCAUAAGAGUUUACCGUGUGCAAAAGCUAUUAAACCAUUGGUCAGGGAAAGCUUUUAUUAAAUAGUCAUGUGCCAAAGUUGAAAGUUCAAAAUAAGUAGUCCCCAAACAGUAUUUUAGUAAUAAGGGGAUGCGUUGCCUUAUAUUAUAUAAACUAUAUAGUCAUUGCACAAGACACGAUCAGCAAAAUGAGGUCUCAAAAUGUGAAGGCUUCGUCAAUAGUAGAAAAUACCAAACGAACUUGCAUUUUAAAAAUUUGUAGCUCAAAAAAGUGCGUGAGUUACAAAGUUGAUUCUGGUUUCAUUUUUUUUAAAAUUUGAAAUUUGCUCUAAAUAACUGUAAUAUUUAAAAAAAUUAUUAAUUUUUUUUUUUUUACUGAAGUACCUGCAUUUAUUUACGCACAUCAUGUACAUAAAGAAAUUUGAAGCACAUGUUUAUAUAUUGCCGCCAUAUUGGUUUUCGGUUAUCUCGAUCAUCGGUUAUCUCGACGCUCUUUGGCGAACCCUGAGGCCAUCGACUUAACCGGGUUAUACUGCAUUACUAAUCAGAUCAAGAGAUAUGAUAUACCAGACUUUAUAAACCUCUCUCUCUUCACCUUGCAUCAACAGAUCAUGCGAUCGGUUACGGUGCACAUCAUGUGAUUUUAGAGUCUGCUUCUUUGAUAAUCUUUCAUGGAGUAAGGACACUGAUUAUCUUUUUCUCCGAAACAAUGUACCAGAACUACAAAAGCUUAAGUCAAAGCUCAGUAGGAAAAAAGGUCGGUUCUCAGAUACAUACAUUUUGAAUUUGAUUCCAAAAUAUUUAAACUCUUUUCUUAGCCAUUAGCCCUGCAAAUAAAGCAGAGUACCUCCACCAUUUUAUCACUGCAGUGAGUACCUCCACCAUUUUACCACUGCAGUGAGUACCUCCACCAUUUUACCACUGCAGUGAGUACCUCCACCAUUUUAUCACUGCAGUGAGUACCUCCACCAUUUUACCACUGCAGUGAGUACCUCCACCAUUUUAUCACUGCAGCGAAUACCUCCACCAUUUUAUCACUGCAGUGAGUACCUCCACCAUUUUAUCACUGCAGUGAGUACCUCCACCAUUUUAUCACUGCAGUGAGUACCUCCACCAUUUUACCAUUGCAGCGAAUACCUCCACCAUUUUAUCACUGCAGUGAGUACCUCCACCAUUUUAUCACUGCAGCGAAUACCUCCACCAUUUUAUCACUGCAGUGAGUACCUCCACCAUUUUACCACUGCAGUGAGUACCUCCACCAUUUUAUCACUGCAGUGAGUGCCUCCACCAUUUUAUUAAUGCAGUUCAAACUACUUCCCAACACAUCUCUUUUUAAUUUCUAUUCUUGUCAAGUAGUUUGUUGUCCUGUUCAUUACAACUCCUAGAGCAGCGGUUCUCUCCUACCUGUGGGUCGUGACCCAUUUGGGGGUCGAACAACCCUUACAUUUGGGUCGCCUAAAACCAUAAGAAAAGACAUAUUUAUGAAGUAGCAACGAAUAAAUUUAUGGUCGGGGGGUAGGGGGGGGGGUAACACCACAACAUGAGGAACUAUAUUAAAGGGUCGCGGCAUUAAGAAGUCGCCUAAAACCAUAAGAAAAGACAUAUUUAUGAAGUAGCAACGAAUAAAUUUAUGGUCGGGGGGUGGGGGGGGGGGGGUAACACCACAACAUGAGGAACUAUAUUAAAGGGUCGCGGCAUUAAGAAGGUUGAGAACCCCUUUCCUAGAGGAUGUGUUCUACCUAUUAGAAUUUGGUUUGAGGUUGAGCUAUUUUCACAACUGUUAUCCACCAAACUACUUGAGAUUUCUUUACAAGAAUUUUCUUUUUUAAUUUCAUGGUUGGCAUGUCAGCAUAUUCAACAUCCUUUUUCUUACAUAGUAAUUCAGCUUUUAUGAAACCAUAUUUAGAUUAACUCUCAUUUUAGAUAAAGUAUAAGCCAUUUUAGAUUAUGUACGGUAUAACAACAAAGUAACAAAGGGAAGAAACAGAAACGGUCGAAGGUAAUUUCAUUAAAUGCACAAAGGAAGAGGCUAGUUUAGUUGGUGAAAAAGGGUUUUAUGAUAUGUAAGACUUUUUACUUUCAUAAAUGACAAAAUCAUGUUUCAAAGCUCAUUUUUGAAGCCUAACAGAAAUUGUGAUGAAAUUUCAGCUAUCAUUACUGCUUACCUCAAGGGAUAAUAAAUGUAUCUUAAAUGUUUAAAUAAUAGAAAAAAUGCUUAGAGAUGUGAUAUAAAAAUUUGGCCUUGAAUAUUCAUACACUGUAACUGUAAGAGGCCGCAGGAUUUUACAUCGACAUUGCUGCACGUUGCAAGGUAAAUCAUAUCUGGUUUAAUAUUUCAGGAUGCAGAGCUUACUGUUGUCAAUGCAGCUGGCGGAAUGUUCAAGAACCAUGUGAACUCAAUGACCCUAACCUUAAAUGGGUUUGUGGAAAACAUGUGUCAUGAAACCCUUUAAAACCCCAAUAUUUUUCACAGUCUUUAAUUUUUAAUAGGCUCAAACUAGCCAGUUGGAAUUCAAAAUGGUUUUUUUUUUUUUAAAUGAUAAUGGGACUGUGCAAAUUCUUAGAAGUAGGACAUAACAAUAAAUAUAUAUUAAAAAAUUUUGCUUUUAUAUAUCUUGCCAUGAGGUAGGACAUAACAAUAAAUAUGUAUUAAAAAUUUUGCUUUUAUAUUUGAUAUAUGUGUAGCCAGUGUUAGAAUUGAUUUAAUUGUGACACUCACUUGAAUUGGAAUAUGUCAAAUAUAAAGCUUAGUUUAAAAUAAUUCCAUCUACAUAACAUGAAAGAGCUGACAUACAUUUCUGGAAAUUAAUACAUGAUUUAAUAUAAUUUGUAAUGACUUUCAACCAGUAAUUACUUAAGUUAUAAUAAAAUAUAUUUAUCAGCUUUGUAAGAAUACUAUAUUUGACUGUCAAAUAACUUUAAAAGUUUCAUUGGUGAAGUUAAAUAACUUAAAUAAUUUUUCAUUUUCAAACUUUAAUUUUUAUAUUUUUUUUAUUAAAAACAAAAGUAUUAAAUAAAUAUAAAUAUCAGCAAAUUCUCAAGUAGUGUAUCUAAGCAAAUUAAAUGAAUUAUUGUAUUGUUUUGGAAAAUAUAUGUGUUAUAUUCUUAUUUCAUAAUUUUUAACAUCAGUAAAUGUGAAUAAAAAAUGUGUUCUAUUUCUUGACUCACCCAGACAUUUUGUAUUUUCUAGUUAUACAAAAAGUCUGAUUCAAAUUUUUACAUUUUGAUCCUGUACUACCAUCUAUCUAUUCAUAAUAUCUAAAUAAACUUUUUUAACAUUAAAAUGUAUGCUCAGAAUUCUAUUUGAAUUGCGACAUCUGCUGCAAUAAAAUAGUUUUCUGAAAUGCAGUUUUUGUAACAUUCAACGAGUAAACAAAAUAAAAUGGCAAUAGUUAAGCCUUGACUUAAUUAAUAAGCAUCAUUUUAUGAAUAUUUUUAUGUUUAAAUUUUAG